Messenger RNA from Arachis duranensis, 1234 nucleotides. Its product is annotated as cytochrome b5 domain-containing protein RLF. Gene Ontology annotation, molecular function: heme binding. Lineage: Eukaryota; Viridiplantae; Streptophyta; Magnoliopsida; Fabales; Fabaceae. The transcript has 5 exons. Bases 105 to 788 code for a protein of 227 amino acids. The record is from RefSeq and is a predicted model, not a curated record.
ACAAUUGGUUCGAGGAAUUGCGAUUUUGGUAUUUUUCAUUGUUAGGGAAAUCAAUUGCAGCUGGUGAAGUAAAAUUCUUGUCCAGAAUCGCAGCGCGAUCCAAUAUGGACACCGACGAUGAUUUCACAUUUUGUCAGGUUAGUUCGCAGGAGGGUGUUGAAACAAAGAAGCUUGCUUCGGAUAUUGCUGAUAUUUCCAUAAAAGAAGAAUCCUCAAGUUCUCCCACUACUAGUAGUAAUCAAGAUGGUGGUUUCUUGUGGAAGGAUGGUUUUGCAAAUAAUUCGGACUCUAUAAAGGAGGACAAGGUUGGUUCUUUGUCUUUCACCGUAACCAGUGCGACUUCACGUCAGCCGAAUGAAUUGAACAAGAAAUCAGUUCUGACUGAUGGGAUGAAUUCGAUUCAGAGGUCUCCAGAACUGAAGAGUCCUGUUGCAAAGCCGGCAGCUCGGACCAAAGUUCCUUUUGAAAAAGGAUAUAGUCAGAUGGAUUGGCUUAAGCUUACUCGGACACAUCCUGACCUUGCAGGCUUAAAGGGACAAUCAAAUAAGAGACUUAUUCCAAUGGAUGAAGUUAGAAAGCACCAAACAGAAGGUGAAAUGUGGACUGUUUUAAAAGGACAUGUUUACAAUAUAUCUCCAUAUAUGAAGUUUCACCCUGGAGGUGUUGAUAUGUUGAUGAAGGCAGUGGGAAAAGAUUGCACAUCUCUCUUCAAUAAAUACCAUGCUUGGGUUAAUGCCGAAUUCUUAUUGGAGAAAUGCCUUGUGGGCACCUUAGAUGAAAGUCGUUAAAGAAAUUAACAGUUGUAUACAGAUACUAAAUUAUCACUAGGUCACAUUAUUUAAAAACUGCACUCCAAUCCAUUACACCCCUUCAUGAUCCCUUUUCUGGUCAAACCACCAAGACAAUAGUGGAAUGAGGAAUAAAUUCAUUUGUGAAUUUGUUUAUAUUUAAAUAAUUCCAAUCGGAAGUUGCUGGGAAAUGGAUCCUCUCAAUUUUUUUAUAAAGUGUGAUCUUUCACCAUUCAACGUUUUUUCUCAUUUUUUCUCUUGGUCCUACUUAAAGAGUUUAUGGUAAAAGAUCACACAUUACAAGAAAAUUGAGAGGAAAAAAUUGAGAGGAUCCAUUCUUAAUUUGCUGUACAAUGAUGGACAGUGCAUUUGUUCUCCAAACUUGAAAUCUUGAUUGUCAUGUAACAUUUCAUAAGUGAUUACUGACUAUUGACUUUGUUCAGUAA